AUGAUUGACAGCGGGGAGGAGCCUGCGAUUGCUGGCCACUUCUUCCGCAUUCCCCGCAUCUCCGGCCGCAUUGUGGGCAUCUGGCCGCAAAGGAUCAGGGGCGGGGACGGGGACGGGGGCGGUCGUCCUUGGCACGCCCACCUGCUCUUCGUGUUCGCCUUGGUCGUGGUGCUGGUGGGGGCGGUGGGCGAGCUGAGCUACGGCUGUGUCCACCUGGACAACCUGGUGGUGGCUCUGGAGGCCUUCUGCCCCGGCACCACCAAGGCGGUCUGUGUUUUGAAGCUGUGGGUCUUCUUCCGCUCCAAUCGCCAGUGGGCGGAGCUGGUCCAUCGCCUAAGGACCAUGUUGUGGCAAUCGCGGCGGGCGGAGGGCCAGCGGAUGCUGGUCGGACUGGCCACCACGGCCAACAGAUUGAGCCUGUUGCUCCUCAGUUCCGGCACCAUGACCAACCUCGCCUUCAACCUGCAACCGCUGAUUAUGGGCUUUUAUCGGUGGAUGUUCGAGCUGUCGGGCCAAAUCGAGCUGCCAUUUAAUAUUAUCCUGCCUGCCUUUGCCGUCCAGCCAGGAGUGUUUCCUGCGACCUACGUGCUGCUGACCGCUUCCGGAGCUUGUACCGUGUUCGUCUUCAGCUUCGUGGACGGCUUCUUCCUGUGCUCCUGCCUCUACAUCUGCGGCGUUUUCCGGCUGGUGCAGCAGGACAUUCGCAGGAUAUUUGCCGAUUUGCAUGGCGAUUCAGUAGAUGUUUUCACGGAGGCCAUGAAUGCGGAAGUGAGGGACAGACUGGCCAAAGUCGUCGAGCGGCACAAUGCGAUUAUCGAUUUCUGCACGGACCUAACACGCCAGUUCACCGUUAUCGUUUUAAUGCAUUUCCUGUCCGCCGCUUUCGUCCUUUGCUCGACCAUCCUGGACAUCAUGUUGAACACGUCGUCGCUGAGCGGCUUAACCUACAUCUGCUAUAGCAUCGCGGCCCUAACGCAGCUAUUCCUCUACUGCUUCGGCGGCAAUCACGUUAGCGAAAGUAGUGCUGCUGUGGCGGACGUGCUGUACGACACUGAAUGGUACAAAUGCGAUGCGAGGACUAGGAAAGUGAUUUUAAUGAUAUUGCGGCGUUCGCAGCGGGCAAAAACAAUUGCGGUUCCGUUUUUUACGCCCUCACUGCCAGCUUUUGGUUCUAUACUCAGCACAGCCGGCUCAUAUAUCACGCUGCUGAAGACGUUUCUGUAA
Messenger RNA from Drosophila rhopaloa, 1224 nucleotides. It is a transcript of the gene Or22c, whose product is annotated as odorant receptor 22c. NCBI's taxonomy places the organism in Eukaryota, Metazoa, Arthropoda, Insecta, Diptera, Drosophilidae. The coding region runs from base 1 to 1224 and encodes 407 amino acids. Gene Ontology annotation, cellular component: plasma membrane. The record is from RefSeq and is a predicted model, not a curated record. Gene Ontology annotation, biological process: detection of chemical stimulus involved in sensory perception of smell; sensory perception of smell. The transcript is spliced from 6 exons. Gene Ontology annotation, molecular function: olfactory receptor activity; odorant binding.